AUGCAUAAACCUGAGGCGCCGAUGACCGGCUCGCAGAUGUCGACAACAGGCAGGAAUAAUUACCGGUCUGUAAGUCAGCCGUACCAGGAGUGGAAGGCCCAAUUUUCGCAGAAUUACCGGCGAGACCGCCCUCCAGACCGGUCUCCGAACAGUGUCAAACCUCACAAACGCCCUAAUUUCGUUAUCGAGCUUUGUUCUGAUAGUCGGAGUUCUAGAAAGGCCGAUGUGGAGAAUUUGAUCUCGAAAUUCAAGUAUCAACCCCAGAAUUCUUUUGUUUAUGAUACGGGUUUCAGAGCUGGGACCUUGUGUUACCAGCAAUGGAGUGAAGCGCUUGCGACAAUGGUUUCUUUAUGGGAAACAAGACUUGACGGUGGGCACUUGUUGACGCCGAGGCUUACACCGAAUGUUCGUGUACCGUCCGACUUGGAUGAGCUUAGGGAUCGACUGAAAACGCUGUUUAUAGAGCGAGUGAAGGGGUUUAUGGAAGGAAAUGUCGUUGAGAAUUGGCAAAAAAAGCUCCGGGCUGUGACGGAUGAGAUUGAUAAAGUGUCGGCGAUGGUAAGGAAGCCAAACAAACUGAGUAAGUGCAAUGAACUUCUGAAGAAGCAAGGAGGGCUCGUGUCCGAGAGGGAUUUGAUUGCGAAGAGGAUUGAGGAGUUUAUGUCUGGGAUGAAUUGUAUACUUAGGCAUUUGGAGGGGAAGGUGGAGGAGGAGGUGGAGGUAUUUAGGUUCGGUGGCGAGUUUGAUUGGGGGAAAAUUCACGGUCUCAUGAUGAGGGAGUGUCGAAGACUGGAUGAUGGGUUGCCGAUUUAUGCGUCCCGACAGGAGAUUCUUACACAAGUACACUGCCAGCAGAUAAUGGUGUUGAUUGGGGAGACUGGUUCAGGGAAGAGUACACAGUUGGUUCAGUUCCUUGCUGAUUCAGGAGUGGCUGGAAAUGAGUCUAUAAUAUGCACUCAGCCCCGCAAGCUUGCUGCCAUCUCAUUGGCACAAAGGGUUAAAGAGGAAAGUUUUGGAUGCUAUCAAGAUACUUCAAUCAUCUGUUAUCCAACAUAUUCCUCUGCUCAGCAGUUUGAUUCCAAGGUAAUAUAUAUGACAGACCACUGCUUACUGCAGCACUACAUGAAUGAUAAGAGUUUAUCCGGGAUUUCGUGCAUCAUUGUUGAUGAGGCACAUGAAAGAAGCAUAAAUACUGAUAUUCUUUUAGCGUUGCUUAAAAAGUUACUUUGUCGGAGGCUUGAUCUGAGGCUUAUCAUAAUGUCUGCGACAGCAGAUGCAAAGCAGCUUGCUGAGUUCUUUUUUGGUUGUGGCACCUUCAAUGUGGUGGGCAGAAAUUUUCCGGUUGAUAUCAGAUAUGUCCCUUCUGUGUCUGAAAGUGGUGCUGGUUCUGGUAUCGUGGCUUCAUAUGCUUCUGAUGUAGUCAGGAUGGUAACAGAAAUCCAUAGAACUGAGAGAGAAGGGACUAUACUUGCCUUCUUGACUUCUCAGAUGGAAGUAGAGUGGGCUUGUGAGAAUUUCCAGGCUCCCUCUGCAGUUCCAUUAGUUUUACAUGGAAAACUAUCUCAUGAAGAUCAACUUCGAGUUUUCCUCAAUUACCCAAGAAAAAGGAAAGUUAUAUUUACCACAAAUCUUGCUGAGACAUCAUUAACAAUUCCAGGGGUUAAGUAUGUGGUUGAUUCUGGAAUGGUGAAAGAGUGCAGGUUUGAACCUGGCACCGGAAUGAAUGUCCUCAAAGUUUGCUGGAUUAGUCAGAGUUCUGCUAAUCAAAGGGCUGGCCGUGCUGGGAGAACUGAGCCCGGGACAUGUUAUAGGCUCUACUCGGAAGAUGAUUUUCAGCUGAUGACUCCUCAUCAGGAACCUGAGAUUCGUAGGGUUCAUCUUGGUGUUGCGGUUCUGAGGAUUCUUGCAUUGGGCAUCACAAAUGUCCUGGGUUUUGAUUUUGUUGACGCACCUAGUGCAAAAGCUAUUGAGAUGGCCAUCAGGAAUCUUAUUCAGUUAGGUGCUGUUAAAUUGAAAAAUGAUGUUUAUGAAUUAACCAAGGACGGAUGGAAUUUAGUUAGAUUGGGUAUUGAACCUCGGCUUGGUAAAAUAAUUCUGAAAUGCUAUGACCAUCAGUUAGGAAAAGAGGGAGUUGUUCUUGCUGCUGUUAUGGCCAAUGCCAGUAGCAUAUUCUGCAGAGUAGGUAAUGAAGAAGACAAGCUAAAAUCUGAUUGCCUCAAGGUGCAAUUUUGCCACCGUAAUGGUGAUCUGUUCACUUUGCUCUCUGUCUACAAGGAGUGGGAGGGUGUGCCUCUAGAUAGGAGGAAUAAGUGGUGUUGGGAGAAUAGCAUCAAUGCCAAAUCCAUGCGGAGAUGCCAAGAUAUGGUCCAAGAACUGGUUUCUUGUCUUCAAAAUGAACUUAAUAUCAUUAUUCCUACUUACUGGUAUUGGAACCCAUUGGUGCAUUCCGAGCAUGAUAGAACAUUGCAAAAUGUUAUCCUCUCAUGCCUUGCUGAAAAUGUUGCUCUGUACUCUGGAUAUGAUCACCUAGGUUAUGAAGUAGCGGCAACUGGAAAACAUGUUCAGCUACAUCCUUCAUGUUCUCUGUUAAUCUUCAGUCAAAGACCUGGUUGGGUAGUUUUUGGUGAAAUCCUCUCAAUAUCUAACCAAUAUUUAGUCUGUGUAACUGCUUUUGACUUUGACACUCUGUCUACCCUUUCCCCGCCUCCUUCGUUUGAUGUCUUUAAGAUGGAUAAUCGGAGGUUGCAAGCUAGGGUUUUGACUGUUAUUGGCCGUAUGCAACUGAAAAAGCUCUGUGGGAGGUAUAGGACUGGCCUGCUUCAUCUCGUCUCACAUGUGAGAACGGUUUGUAUGGAUGAAAGGAUUGGCAUUGAAGUUAAUGUUGAUCCGAAUGAAGUUAGGGUAUUUGCCUCUUCACAAGACAUGGAGAAGGUUUGUAGCCUUGUACAUGAUGCAUUGGAGUGUGAAAGAAAAUGGUUGCAGAAUGAAUGUCUGGAGAAAUACUUGUAUCAUGGCGGACUUGGUGUCUUGCCUUCUAUAGCUCUGUUUGGAGCUGGUGCCGAGAUUAAGCAUCUGGAGCUUGAAAAAAAAUACUUGACUGUUGAUGUAUAUCUUUCGGGUGUAACUGCUGUUGAUGAUAAAGAGCUUGUGAUGUUUCUGGAGAGAAGCACCUUGAGUAGUAUUUGUGCGUUGCAAAAGUUCACAGGCAUUGGACAGGAUAGAGGGGACAAGGAGAAGUGGGGAAGAGUAACAUUUCUGACACCUGAUGCUGCUAAGAAAUCUACUGAGAUGAAUCCUGUUGAAUUCGGUGGUGCCUCACUGAAGAUAGUUCCUUCACAGGGCACUCAUGGAGGCGAUCAUAAAAUGUUAUCCUUUUCUGCUGUCAAAGCCAGAGUUUAUUGGCCUCGUAGGUACAGUAAGGGAUUAGCAAUUCUGAAGUGUGAUCUGCAGGAUGUUAAUUUCAUGGUUGAUGAUCUCUCCAACUUGCUAAUUGGGGGAAAAUAUCUGCGCUGUGAAGUUAGCAAAAAGUACAAUGACAGUGUUGUAGUAUAUGGACUAGAUAGGGAACUUUCUGAAGCUGAAAUUUUUGAGGUAUUAAGGACUGCAACAAACAGGAACAUCAAGGAUUUUUUCUUGGUGAGAGGAGAAGCUGUAGAUAAGCCUCCACAUGAUGCUUGUGAAGAAGCACUUCUCAAAGAAAUUUCAUCCUUCAUGCCUAAAGGGAAUCUUCUGGGUAAUUGUAUCCAGGUCCAGGUCUUCCCACCAGAACCGAAGGAUUCUUUCAUGAAAGCCUUGAUCAUGUUUGAUGGAAGUCUACACUUGGAGGCUGCAAAAGCUUUGGAGCAACUUGAAGGGAAAGUAUUGCCUGGAUGUCUAAUGUGGCAGAAGAUAAAGUGCCAGCAGAUGUUUCAUAGCUCGGUAUCAUGCCCUGCUCCUGUCUAUUCUGUUAUUAGGGAGCAGCUACAUUCUUUACUUACAAGCCUCCGGCAUCGAAAAGGUGCAGAGUGCAAUCUUGACAGGACGGAGAAUGGUUCCUAUCGUGUGAGGAUAUCUGCCAAUGCUACAAAAACUGUGGCUGAAUUGAGAUCACCUUUAGAGCAGCUCAUGAAAGGCAACAUCAUAGACCAUGCCGGUCUCACUCCCACAGUUCUACAAGUUCUAUUUUCCAGAGAUGGGAUCGGGCUCAUGAAGUCAAUUCAGCAAGAUACUGGAACUUUUAUUCUUUUUGACAGGCAUAACCUCAAUUUAAGGGUCUUCGGUUCUUCAAACAAGAUUAACAUGGCACAGCAAAGAUUAGUUCAAUCCCUUCUCGCAAUGCAUGAAAAUAAGCAACUUGAAAUCUAUCUUCGAGGUGGAGUUCUGCCUCCUGAUCUCAUGAAGGAAGUGGUUGCAAAGUUUGGUCCAGAUCUUCACGGGCUCAAAGAGAGGGUUCCUGAUGCAGAAUUCACUCUAAAUACCCGGCGACAUAUCAUCUCUGUUCAUGGUAGCAAGGAGUUGAAACAAAAAGUGGAAGCUAUACUGUACGAGGUGGCACAGACAUGUGGCUCACCGGCUCAGAGUGUCGAUGUUGAAACUGCCUGUCCUAUUUGCUUGUGUGAACUGGAGGAUGGUUACCGACUUGAAGACUGUGGACAUGAGUUCUGUCGGUUGUGCUUAGUGGAGCAGUGCGAGUCUGCAAUCAGAAGCCAGGGAGGUUUUCCUAUGCGUUGUACCCAUCAGGGUUGUGGUGCUCUUAUUUUGCUCGCUGACUUGAGAUCACUUUUGUCGAGUGAGAAGCUGGAGGAACUUUUCCGGGCUUCAUUAGGGGCAUUUGUGGCCGCAAGUGGGGGCACUUACAGGUUUUGUCCAUCGCCUGACUGUCCUUCAGUUUAUAGAGUGGCUGAUUCAGGGACCGAUGGUACGCCAUUUCUCUGUGGUGCAUGUUAUGCUGAGACGUGUACUCGGUGUCACAUGGAGUAUCAUCCAUACCUAUCGUGCGAGAAGUACCGGGAGUUCAAGGAAGAUCCAGAUUCCUCUCUGAAGGAGUGGUGCCAUGGGAAAGAGCAUGUAAAGAAGUGUCCUAUCUGUGGGUUUACGAUUGAGAAGGUGGAUGGGUGCAACCAUGUCCAAUGCAAGUGUGGACGGCACAUUUGCUGGGCCUGCUUGGAGUUCUUUGACAGCAGUGAUGAUUGCUAUAGCCAUUUAAGGUCCGUACACCUUGCUAUUAUUUAGAUCUGAAGUAGCGUACUGGAAUAAAGACUUGUACAUAUAGUUCUUAUUUAGGUGUGUGUGUACAUAUAGAUAUCUAUCGGAUGUAUAUAUUAGAACAUGUACACAGAACAGCUUACAAGUAGGUGCGGAGAGAGUUAUCUCUGCGCAUAUGUUCAGUGAAUGCAGUUAAGUGCUCUCUCUCUCUCUCUCUCUCU
Molecule: messenger RNA, 5405 nt
Organism: Ilex paraguariensis (yerba mate)
Lineage: Eukaryota; Viridiplantae; Streptophyta; Magnoliopsida; Aquifoliales; Aquifoliaceae
Source: the annotation of a GenBank genome assembly